AUGACAGCGGUUGCCAACACAUCAGCGGGCCUCGGCGGGGACAGCUAUGCCCAACAGUGGAUCCUCAUGCUGGCCCUUACUACCCUCGUCCUCUCGCUGGCCAUCCUAUCGCAGUUUGCAACCUGCUAUGCAAGAGCCUACAUUGAUGCGCCCAGCGAGGUGUCUGCUUUUCUGGAUGCCAUCGAUAGCUCUAUCGCCGAGAACGAGUCCUACGACCAUGAUAUCGCCAAGGUGAAGCGGUUUGACGAUAAGCUGCGGCUGGGGAAGUUGUUGCGCGACAUUCAGAAAGCAGGGGACGUGCUGAGAGAGGCGCUUAAUGCGUUGAUGGAAGAAAGGGAGGGCGAGAAGAGGGCAGCCCAACUACGGACCGGCGCGAGAUUACUAUGGGCUAGUCACCGACAAGAGUUGGAGGAUAAAGUGCGCCGGAUGGAUCUGUUGAGGAUGCGGUUUCUGGUCGUGCACAUGGGGAUUAUCUCCAGUAUGGCAAGUGACAUGGCGGCAAUGGCGAGCAGGACGAAUGGAAUGGCUAUCAAUGCGAGCACCAGACGAGAGUCGUCACAGAGGCCACUGCCGCCGGCAAGCCCACCUUUGACACCUGAGCCACCACCCUUACCACCACCGCUACGCGCGUUUACAGAUUCGCCCAUCAAGUCCAAGCCACCUUUGAGGAGGCUAACGGUACAUUCGAUGGGCCAUCCAGAAGCAAUAGAGGUGCCGCAUCGAACGGGGUGGGCAGGUGUAAUGCAAGAGCUUCAGAGAAGCCCGGUAUUGAGAGAGAGGCACGCCAGCAUCGAGCUUGCCAUGUCUCGAGCGGUUUGUUGA
This is a messenger RNA of Podospora anserina S mat+, 822 nucleotides long. RefSeq lists its product as uncharacterized. NCBI's taxonomy places the organism in Eukaryota, Fungi, Ascomycota, Sordariomycetes, Sordariales, Podosporaceae. The coding region runs from base 1 to 822 and encodes 273 amino acids. The transcript has a single exon. The record is from RefSeq and is a predicted model, not a curated record.